CUCGAGUACCAGUUCAAUUUUGAUCAGGCCUUCGAAAUCAGAGAUGAAGUUGACACCCUCAAAAGAAUGGGUCUUACCUUGCGCCUCGGCACUCCUCUGUGCACGCAACAAGAAUACAAUACUUGUCUUGAACUUGUGCCUCCUUCGUUUCGAUUCUAUGUUGAAGCAAUCUACGAGCGCCGGCAGGCCAUCGUGCCUGACUUCGAGGCUUUGCAUCAGCAACGACGUCUCUACGCUGAAUCCCGCCUGGCAGCAGCUGCUGCUGCUGCCGCCAAUUCUAAUGAAUCUGGUGUACGUCCAAACUCUCAGGGCGUCGGCGCCCCAGGAGUCGGUGGUACUGAGGACCCCAACGAAGAAGCUUGCAACGAGGUGCGUCUAGUUAUCUUAUCUGUUCCAUCCCCUGUUCUUUGGAUGCAGAUUUACUGGUAA
Messenger RNA from Protopolystoma xenopodis, 429 nucleotides. Lineage: Eukaryota; Metazoa; Platyhelminthes; Monogenea; Polystomatidea; Polystomatidae. The record is from the annotation of a GenBank genome assembly.